Ascochyta rabiei is the source of this 1374-nucleotide messenger RNA. RefSeq names its product ubiquinol-cytochrome c reductase core subunit 1. The record is from RefSeq and is a predicted model, not a curated record. Gene Ontology annotation, molecular function: metal ion binding. Bases 1 to 1374 code for a protein of 457 amino acids. Gene Ontology annotation, cellular component: mitochondrion. The transcript is spliced from 4 exons. Lineage: Eukaryota; Fungi; Ascomycota; Dothideomycetes; Pleosporales; Didymellaceae.
AUGCUGUCCCGCACAAUCGCCUGCCGGGGCGCGCAACGAGCUGCCCGCCCGCUGUCGACGACGCAGAGGCGCGCGCUCGCGGCCCCGGCCUCGGGCUCCUUCCAGUACCAGUCCGGCGAGGCCAAGGGCGUCAAGUUCGCCAGCAGGGACUUUGCCGGCCCCACGACCACGCUCGCCCUCGUCGCAAAGGCCGGCACCCGCUACGAGACGCUGCCCGGCCUGACCGAGGGCCUCGCCAACUUCGCGUUCCGGGCCACCGAGCGAAGGUCCACCCUGCGCAUCGUCCGCGAGUCGGAGCUCCUGGGAGCCAGCCUGACAGCCCACCACUCGCGCGAGAACCUGGUCCUCGAGGCCAAGUUCCUCCGCGACGACCUGCCCUACUUUGUCGAGCUGUUUGGCGAGGUCGUCAGCCAGACAAAGUACCAGCCCCACGUCUACAACGAGGAGGUGCUCCCCUUGAUCCACUUCGCCCACACCCGCUUCAUCAACAGCCCCAUCGAGAUGGCCAUCAACUCGGCCCACAGCCUCGCCUUCCACCGCGGCCUCGGCAACUCGACCGCCUCGGCCUCGCAGACACCCUACACCAAGUACCUCGACGCCGAGACCAUCGAGCACUUCUCCAAGAGCGCCUACGCAAAGUCAAACUUCGCCGUCGUCGCCAACGGCGCUGACCACGCCGAAUUCUCCAAGUGGGUCGGCCAGUUCUUCGACAGCGUCCCCGCCUCGCCCGCCCACCAGCUCACCCAGGGCGCCGACCAGACCAAGUACCACGGCGGCGAGGAGCGCCUGGCCCACGACGGCGGCAACGCCAUGGUCAUUGCCUUCCCCGGCUCCAGCUCCUUCACCGGCCAGUUCUACAAGCCUGAGAUCGCCGUCCUCGGCUCCCUGCUCGGUGGCAAGUCGGCCGUCAAGUGGUCGUCCGGCUUCACCAUCCUCGGCCAGGCCAAGGCCACCCCCAGCACCCAGGUCAACACCACCAGCGCCAUCUACUCGGACGCCGGUCUCCUCUUCACCUCCAUCACCGGCUCCGCCUCCAGCGUCGCCGAGACCGCAAAGGCCGCCGUCGAGGCCAUCAAGAAGAUCGCCUCGGGCGACAUCUCCAGCGAGGCCAUCGCAAAGGCAAAGGCCGCCGCCAAGUUCAAGGAGCUCGAGAACGGCCAGGACAUCCGCGCCGGUCUCCAGCUUUCCGGCAACGGUCUCGUAAACAACUCCCAGGCCUACCAGAUCGACGAGGUCGCCAAGGCCAUCGACGGCGUAUCAGAGGAGGCUGUCAAGUCGGCUGCCAAGACAUUACUCGAGAGCAGGGCCUCUGUCUCUGCGGUCGGUGACCUCUUCGCGCUGCCGUACGCUGAGGAGCUGGGUCUUAAGGUGUAA